UAACCUUUGACCUUCCGAUCCAGUCAACAUCUGGUCAACAUCGCUUCAUACCCUGUGACAAGUUUGUUUUUAUAAUACGCUUUUAUAUAACUCUAAGGCAUCGAAGAUUGCAAUAAUACUAAGAAUUUUAUAAAGAUAUGGACCAUUUGGAAUCAGACUUGCCUCCUGAUGAGUCUCGCUUGAUUGAUGAUAACCCAACUCCUGUUAUCCAGACAUCUAAAAAUAAGCGAGAUGUGAUCGCAUUUUUUUUUCUUGGUUUGUGUAAUAAUUUCUGUUAUGGUAUUAUGUUGUCUGCUGCUUUUGACAUACUCUCUGAGAAGCCUCUUCCAUCAACUGUUUCUCCAACUUCUCCACCCACCACAUGGGCGUCAACCAUAUCAUCAAGCAACCUCACUACAUCUGGAUCACUCAACUACAAGGAUUGUAAUAAAGUUUCUACGGGUGCAAUACUCCUAGCUGAUGUGUUUCCAUCAUUGAUUGCUCAGUCUACCGCUCCCCUCUAUUUUGAAUAUGUUUCCUACAAUCCGAUGGUUGUUUUAAGUAUUGGCUUAGCUGCAGCCAGUCUACUAAUUGUUUCAUUUUCCAAGAUGUUACCAAUCAGUCUCCUCGGUGUUGUGUGUGCAAGUGCUGGUAGUGGUCUUGGGGAAUUUUUCUUCUUGAGCCUCAGCUCAUAUUUUGACAAGAGUGUCAUGAUUGGAUACUCAUCUGGGACAGGGGCGUCUGGAGUAUUGUUCUCGCUAUCGUAUGUUUUACUCACUUCUGUGUUAGGUUUUUCGCCUCGUGAAUCCAUCUUGAUUGUCUUAGUUGUUCCGGCCAUUCAUUUUAUUGUAUACUUUUUCCUGCUCACAAAGAGACCAAGCAAGAAAUCCAGUCAAUCCAAAAAGAGAUUAAAUGAUUCCUCUGCAGACAAGAGUGUCAACCAAACACAGUCACAUCUACCAGGCGUUGAACAGAAUAAAACUUUAGGAGACAAUACAGUUUCACCACAAUCCGUUCUUCCAGAAUAUGGAAGGAAUGGGUCUUUGUUAGACAACAGUGUCAUUUCAUCACAAUCAAAUCUUUUAGAUGAUGGACUGAAUGAACCUGAGGUAGAUUUCAGUAUAAAUUCUCCACAGUCCAAACAGCCAGAAUGUGGAUCUAGUGAACCUGUUGUUGAGAAGAUCACAAAGUCUUGUCGACUUACUUCAAAAGAAAAACGGCGAGCUGUUAAGCCAUUGUUAUUCAAAUACAUGAUACCACUGGCAACUGUAUAUCUGGCUGAGUAUUUGGUUAAUCAGGGCUUGUUUGAGCUUUUAUAUUUUCCUGCUUUAUCUUGGUUAAACCAUGAUGACCAAUACCGAUGGUAUCAGUUGGUGUACCAGGUUGGUGUGUUUAUAUCAAGGUCAUCAAUUGCUCUGUUUUCUAUCAAGCAACUGUGGCUGUUCCCUGUCUUGCAAUGUUCGGUUUUUGGGUUCCUGUUGACUGUAGCAAUGUAUCACUAUGUGCCGUCAAUUUGGAUAGUGUUUGCCACAAUAGCAAUUGAAGGUCUUAUUGCUGGAUUAUCUUUUGCAAACACAUUCUACCAGAUUCUAAUUGAGGUUAAAGAAGAAUAUAGAGAAUUUGCGAUGGGUUUGUCUUCUAUAUCAAUUACAUUUGGAACUACAUUUUCUGGUUUGAUAUCAAUACCAUUACAUAAUGCACUUUGUAAAUCUUAACAUGAUUGAUUUUAAAAUACAAUUGUUGUAAUGGAUUUGUUUAAAAAUGCAAUGUGUGUAUAUUCAGUCGUUAUUAAUUUUGAUGUAACAAAUUUUAAUAUGGGUAUAUUUGUUGAGAUAAUUGAAUUAGAUGACUUCAACAAAUAGUUGUAAAGGGAUAGGAAUAUGAAGCAUUUGCAAUAUUUUUUACUUCUAUAGUAAUUAUUUUGUGGAAAUACCUACUUUCUUGGUUUCAUCUCAUUUAUUUAUUCUGAAAAUUUAUUAAAAUUUAAAUUUGUGAAUUAUAUCAUCAUUCCUAACUUUUUAAUUUUGUUAUGAAUUUAUCUAAUUUAUCAAAGCUUAAAGAAUGUGGUCAUUUACAUUCUGUUUUAAAGUUGAACUUUUGGUCACGAUAUGAUAUGUUAUGGGCAUUACUUAGAAUCCAAAAAUUACAGUUUUAAACACAGUUUUAAACAUUUUAAUAUUGAAUGUAACUAAUGGAGUGAAUUAUGUUUUAAUGGGUAGUUUUCUGUCCAUUUAAAUACAAAUUUUAAACAACUCUAGCAUUGAAUUACAUAGCAAAAUUUUAAUGUAGAAUACAACUAAUAGAGUGAAUUAUUUUCUUGAUAUGUUUUGUUUUCUGUUCAUUGGAAUAAAGAUUAUACAACAAAAUUUACAUUCUGUUUUAAAGAUGUGCUUUUGGUCAAGAUAUGAUUUGUUAUGGGCAUUACUUAGAAUCCAAAAAUUACAGUUUUAAACACAGUUUUAAACAUUUUAAUAUUGAAUGUAGCUAAUGGAGUGAAUUAUGUUUCAAUGGGUAGUUUUCUGUCCAUUUAAAUACAAAUUUUAAACAACUCUAGUAUUGAAUUGCAUAACAAAAUUUUAAUGUAGAAUACAACUAAUAGAGUGAAUUAUUUUCUUGAUGUGUUUUGUUUUCUGUUCAUUGAAAUAAAGAUUAUGCAACAUUUGUAUGCAAUAUUUGAUAUUGUACUAAAUAUUUGUAUUUACUUAUGAAUGUUAUAAAUGUUGAAUAUAGCUAGGGAAUUAAUUAUUGUAUAUAUUGAUGUGUUGUGCUAAACAUUUCUAAAGAAAUUGUUUUAAGAAAUUUAUAUUAUUUAUAUAUAACUAUUUUUUAAUAUAUAAAAGAAUAUGUUUUUAUAAAAAUUACUAACAAAUUUACAAAUGUUUAUUGGUGUUUUUGAGAGUUAAUAAUGGAUUAAUAAGCCUAAUAAUAAUACUAAUCUAGAAUUGAUUUUGUUGUUAAUACUCUCAACAGGGGCGGAUCCAGAGAUGUCCGAAAGGGGGGGCCGAAAUUUGGGCCGAUCGAGACAACACUGAAAUAGGAGGUCCGGGGAAUGCCCCCGCGAAAUUUCUGUGUUUUAGACUACAUUUUUUCAUAUAUACUGUAUUAAUGUAUCUGUUUUAUUAUGCCACAUUGUAUUUAUUUAAUGUUCUGCAAUACCCAUCUUGGAUUGUGCAUGUAAUUAUGAUGAGUGACCUUGAGGUCACUGUAUUGCUACUCAUUGAGGGCUUCAUACUUUGGAUUCACUGGUAUGCGAACAUUUAUUUUUUUUAAAGGCAAGUAAAAGUAAAUUUAGAAAAUCGCUUAUGUUGCAAAGCUUGUUAAAAUAAAGACACUGGUAUUGAGA
Molecule: messenger RNA, 3322 nt
Organism: Anneissia japonica
Lineage: Eukaryota; Metazoa; Echinodermata; Crinoidea; Comatulida; Comatulidae
Product: battenin-like
Exons: 13
Coding region: 138-1694 (518 amino acids)
Biological process (GO): lysosome organization; regulation of intracellular pH
Cellular component (GO): lysosome; membrane
Source: RefSeq, a predicted model, not a curated record